Molecule: messenger RNA, 3183 nt
Organism: Chrysochloris asiatica (Cape golden mole)
Lineage: Eukaryota; Metazoa; Chordata; Mammalia; Afrosoricida; Chrysochloridae
Product: synaptotagmin-1-like
Exons: 8
Coding region: 16-1284 (422 amino acids)
Biological process (GO): regulation of calcium ion-dependent exocytosis; regulation of dopamine secretion; synaptic vesicle endocytosis
Cellular component (GO): dense core granule; axon; synaptic vesicle membrane
Molecular function (GO): calcium ion binding; calcium-dependent phospholipid binding; syntaxin binding
Source: RefSeq, a predicted model, not a curated record
GCACCUGAACCUAAGAUGGUGAGCGAGAGUCAUCAUGAGGCCCUGGCAGCUCCGCCAGUCACGACAGUUGCCACUGCCCUAGCAAAUAAUGCCACAGAACCAGCCACUCCUGGGAAUGGAAAGGAAGAUGCAUUUUCUAAACUGAAGGAGAAGUUUAUGAAUGAGUUGCAUAAAAUUCCAUUACCACCGUGGGCCUUAAUUGCCAUUGCCAUAGUUGCAGUUCUUUUAGUCCUGACCUGCUGCUUUUGUAUCUGUAAGAAAUGUUUGUUCAAAAAGAAAAACAAGAAGAAGGGAAAGGAAAAGGGAGGGAAGAACGCCAUUAACAUGAAAGAUGUCAAAGACUUAGGGAAGACCAUGAAAGAUCAGGCUCUUAAGGACGAUGAUGCCGAAACUGGAUUGACUGAUGGGGAAGAAAAAGAAGAACCCAAAGAAGAGGAGAAACUGGGAAAACUUCAAUAUUCACUGGAUUAUGAUUUCCAGAAUAACCAGCUGCUGGUAGGAAUUAUCCAGGCUGCCGAGCUGCCUGCCUUAGACAUGGGGGGAACAUCUGAUCCCUAUGUGAAAGUCUUCUUGCUGCCUGAUAAAAAGAAGAAAUUUGAGACAAAAGUCCACCGGAAGACUCUGAAUCCUGUUUUCAAUGAGCAAUUUACUUUCAAGGUGCCAUACUCUGAAUUAGGUGGCAAAACUCUGGUGAUGGCUGUGUAUGACUUUGACCGUUUCUCCAAGCAUGAUAUCAUUGGGGAAUUUAAAGUCCCCAUGAACACAGUGGAUUUUGGACACGUAACUGAGGAAUGGCGUGAUCUGCAAAGUGCUGAGAAGGAAGAGCAAGAGAAAUUGGGUGAUAUCUGCUUCUCCCUUCGCUAUGUUCCGACUGCUGGUAAACUGACCGUUGUCAUUCUGGAGGCGAAGAACCUGAAGAAAAUGGAUGUGGGUGGCUUAUCUGAUCCUUAUGUGAAAAUUCAUCUGAUGCAGAAUGGCAAGAGGCUGAAGAAGAAAAAGACAACAAUUAAAAAGAACACACUUAACCCCUACUACAAUGAGUCAUUCAGCUUUGAAGUACCUUUUGAGCAAAUCCAGAAAGUGCAAGUGGUGGUAACUGUUUUGGACUAUGACAAGAUUGGCAAGAAUGAUGCCAUCGGCAAAGUCUUUGUGGGCUACAACAGCACUGGUGCGGAGCUUCGACAUUGGUCAGAUAUGCUGGCCAACCCCAGGCGACCCAUUGCCCAGUGGCACACCCUUCAGGUGGAGGAGGAAGUGGAUGCCAUGCUGGCAGUCAAGAAGUAAAGGAAAGAAGAAGCCUUUCUGCAUUUGCCCACAUAGUGCUCUUUAGCCGGUAUCUGUAAAUACCUCAGUAAUAUGGGUCCUUUCAGUUUUCCAGCCAUGCGUUCCUAACACAAUUCAGUGGCACUUCAGAUCCUGUUUUCAUUUGCACAAAUUUAAACGUAGAGAAUCCUUAAGCCUUUUGUCAUAUCACUGCCCUCAAAUCUACUCUUCUUUUAAGCAAUAUGAUGUGUAGAUAGAGCAUGACUGAAAUUAUUUAUUGUAUCACACCGUUGUAUAUACCAGUAUGCUAAAGAUGAUUUCUAGUUUGUGCAUUUGUAUGUUGUGUUUCCUAAUCUGUGUAUAUCUAGAUGUUUUUAAUAAGAUGUUCUAUUUUAAAUUAUGUAAAUUGACCGAGAUAUAGGAGAGCUGAUAAUAUAUUACAUGGUAAAUAUAGCAUUGUCUGCAUUCCAGCAAAAAUAUCAACUUGUAAGGCACUAGCACAGCUCAACUGACAUCUUAAAGGACAACUUAAACCUGAGCUUUCAAUUGGAUCAUUUUGAGUACCAAAACAUGCUUACACCACAUGGUGGGUAAAUCCAAUUUUGUAGAAUUCCUUCAAAGGCAAAUCAGCAUGAUCUGAACAGUAUCCAGGCUGACCUCAAGGAAGCAAAGCCACAAACCAGAACAGCAUAUGUCUGUAUAUAUCUACAAAGCUAAAAUCAUGGCUUCACUCUUAGAGUCGAGGAAGUAACUGAACAGGAAUCAAUGAUUUCACAUUAUUGCCCAUAGAAUAACAACAUGAUGGUGUUCCGUGUGCAUGUGUGUGUGUGUGUGUGUGUGUGUGUGUGUGUAUGCAUAAGUGCAUUUGUUUGAGGAUGGGGGUGGGUGGGAAGAAGUUGAGGGGAGAAGUCAGCAUUUCUGAAAUAUUUCCUAUUACAAAGGAAAAAAGUAGCUCUCCUUUAUCACCUUUAUACUAAAUGUGCAUCCUAUGAAUUCUGACUCAGAUUUCACACUGAUAAUAGUUCUAAAAGGUUUGCACAUUAGGCUUUAUAACAAAAUAUUUUAUUAUACAAAACCAGAUCAGAAGGAAUGCAGAAUAUUUUUAACAAAGCAAUCUGUGCUUAUUACACAAAAUUACUUUGUGGUAAACAGUAUUGUAAUCCCAUCAAAAGAUGAAAAAACAAUUAGCCAUAGUUCUGAAUGCACUCACUUCAAUUAAGCCAAAACAGACAGCUAGUGAUCUUUUUAUAUGCUCUUUUUACUUAUAUAAGUUUUAAUUUGUCCUUUAAAAACAAAAGGUGAAACAAAAUCAAGAACAAGUUCUAGAAAACUGCAGCAACCUCUUAUGUAUACUAGAUGCUUGAUUUAGGAGGAGUUUUUAAAUGUUUUCAAUGUUACUCUGUAGUAAAUGGCACUAUUCUGAAGCUACUAGUCAUUCCAUAAGAGUCUUAAAGGACUGCUCUGUGUAACACUGUGACGCCGUGUGUGCUUAGAAACCUAGUUUCCUCAGUGGAUAGCACUCAAUUUAUUCUGUAGUGGUCUUGUAACAAUACUGCCAUUCCCUCUAAUGCACUGCCCAAGGUGUGUGUAGCACAAACAGUUCUCAUUACAAAGGACCAAUUCAGAACUGAAAAGCUAUGCAUAGGAUAAGAACGAUACAUAGACUGGGGUGGGACACACAGCAUUUGGUCAAUCACUGUGCAAUAUUCCAUAUUUCCCCCAUUAUUGUAGACAACCACUUUAUGGAAGGGCAUCCAGUCUUUUUUCCCCACUUGCUCUGUGACCUACUUUAACUCAGAGGCCACAGAGAAUAGUGAUGCUCUGACGGGACAGUUUAUCUUCACAAAUAUCAAAACAAAAUGAAGGAAAACUGAGCAUUGGUCUCAUGUUCAGACUUUAGGAUAUCACACCACAUAUUUU